Molecule: messenger RNA, 3955 nt
Organism: Xenopus tropicalis (tropical clawed frog)
Lineage: Eukaryota; Metazoa; Chordata; Amphibia; Anura; Pipidae
Gene: prkd3
Product: protein kinase D3
Exons: 19
Coding region: 744-3191 (815 amino acids)
Cellular component (GO): membrane; cytoplasm
Molecular function (GO): protein kinase activity; nucleotide binding; protein serine/threonine kinase activity
Source: RefSeq, a predicted model, not a curated record
CUUCAGUUUCCUGUCUCUGAAAAUAGUUCGUGCAGAAAGCCCGAUAGAGAUAUGAGAGAAGUGAGGAAACUGUGAGAGGUCCGGUCGGGAGUGAGCAGGAAAGCGAAGGUGUCACUUUUAGAAGAUUGUAGACCAGAAGAACCACCCUCAUCUAGAACAUUGAACCUUGGAACAUUGAAACUUUUCUUAAGGUUAUCUGGAACAGCCAAUUGAAGAUACAUAUCUGCACAGAAGAACCAUCUAACCAUUACAGACAAAAAAUACAAUAAAUACAAUAAUGGCUAAAACAUUAUUAGUUGGACAAAGACACUAUAAUGGAUUUGUUAUAUUAGAAGGUAUAUUCAAUUGAAGAACGUUUGUAUUUGUUAAAACUCCCUUCUGAUGAUGUAGAAGAAUCUAUUUCCAAACCCUGACAUCUUAAAAGAAAAAAAACAUUUGGAUAACAGUUUGAAUGGAUUGAACAAUGAGCAGUAAUUAAUUUUACUGUUUAAAAAACUACAUCUGAAAUAGAACAUUCUAUUUGGACUAUUUAUGAUUUGCCAAUCUAGGUAAUCAAAAUUUUGGUUCUUUGUUAUUUCUGUCUUUACUCAAAGACCAUCUCACAAUAAGACCUGACUUUUGUGCUUCAGUUCCCCUUUCAAAAUAAAAAAUCUUCAGCAAAUUGCUCAAGAACUUUACCACUGGAUCACUGACGUAUUCAUCUGUCCAUAUUCGUCUCAAGCUUUAACUGCAUAAUCUUUACAAUGACUUUAGAGAAGGAAAACCAGGGCAAAAAGUCCAUCAGGCUUCAGAUAGGCCUGUCCCGUGAGUUCUACCAGAUUCAACCAUGUGAUGCCAACUAUAACACUGUGAAAAAGUUGGCUAUGGACCUUGUAGAAAAGCAGCACCCAGAAUUUGGCUUCCUUGGUGUUUCUGAGAAAAUUCAACUUUUUCGGCACAAUUUGAGCUCACAAAAUGUUCUUGAACGGCUUUUUCCCAACAAUUUUAUCCAGGAAGGGGACUUGAUUGAAGUGGUGUUGCCUGCAUCUGUGUCCCUGGAUUUCUCAAUACGUCCUCACAUUCUUUUAGUUCAUUCCUACAAGUCUCCAGCCUUUUGUGACUACUGUGGAGAAAUGUUGUGGGGACUGGUAAGACAGGGGUUAAAAUGUCAAGGAUGUGGUCUGAAUUAUCAUAAGAGAUGUGCCUUUAAGAUACCCAACAAUUGCAGGGGUGUUAAAAGAGGUCAACUUUCCAGUCGCUCUUUCACUGGAAACCAAACAAACAAACCUAAAGCAUCACCCAUACCAUCAGGCGUCAGUCUGGAGGACCUGGGGGCACAUUACUCAGAUUCCAGGGAUAUUUACCAGCUUAUUCAAAAGAAGCCCCGGGUACCUUCCAUCAUCGGACGCCCUAUAUGGAAGGACUGCGAGGAAAUAAACAAAGUUAAAGUCCCUCAUACUUUCCAGGUCCAUUCCUAUACCCGGCCUACAAUCUGUCAGCACUGCAGGCGCUUAUUAAAGGGCCUCUUCAGACAGGGCAUGCAGUGUAAAGAUUGUCGUUUUAACUGUCACCGACGAUGUGUGGAAUAUGUCCCUGAUGAGUGCCUAGGUGAAAUAUCCCAUCCUGAUGAAGAAGAUGCAGAGGAAGAUAUUGAUAGUGUGAGACAAACAAACCUUGGUACAAAUCAUCAGGAUGAAGAUGAAAUGUCAUUCAAGGGGUCUGAAUCAUCAGAUCUUUCAUGCAAUAUUGAAAACUCAAUGUUUGACAGUAACUUCAUUCCACUCAUGAGAGUUGUGCAGUCUGUGCGACAUAAUAAAAAGAAGAAUAGUUAUGUGUUAAUGGAAGGCUGGCUGGUCCAUUUUACCAGUAAGGACAGCAUGAGGAAAAAACAUUACUGGCAGCUUGAUAGCAAAUGUAUCACCUUAUUCCAUAACGAGAGUGGCGGCAAGUAUUAUAAGGAAUUGCCAUUGUCUGACAUUCUUCACAUUGAGGCUUAUGAUAAGAAUACCAGUGGGCGACCAUUAGGAGGAGAAACCCCUCAUUGCUUUGAAUUGCUUACUGACACUUUAGUUUAUUAUGUUGGAGAGAGAAGUUCCACUCAUAUAGACUCAGGAGAGAAAUGGUAUAGAAUGAUUCGGCAAGCCCUGUUCGCUGGCAUGAAUGACAACACAUCCUCUAGGGCUUCUACAAAGGCAAACGUUCAAGGUGAAAAUGGUGAAUACCAGCAAAAUUUGGACAUCAGUCACAUGUAUCAAAUUUUUCCAGAUGAAGUCUUGGGAUCUGGACAGUUUGGAAUUGUUUAUGGAGGAAAGCACCGAAAAACUGGGAGAGACGUUGCAAUCAAGGUUAUUGAUAAACUUAGAUUUCCCAGCAGGCAAGAAAGUCAGCUUAGAAAUGAAGUGGCCAUUCUGCAGAAUCUACGCUUUCAUGGCGUGGUUGACCUUGAGGCUAUGUGUGAGACCCCAGAGCGCAUUUUUGUAGUAAUGGAGAAGCUACAUGGAGACAUGUUGGAGAUGAUUCUUUCCAGUGAUAAGGGGAAACUUCCAGAGCGAAUAACACGAUUCCUUGUUACCCAGAUUCUAACAGCCCUGCAGCAUCUUCAUUCCAAAAAUAUUGUUCACUGCGACCUCAAACCAGAAAAUGUCCUCCUUGCUACAGAAGAUCCGUUCCCACAAAUAAAGCUCUGUGACUUUGGCUUUGCUCGUAUAAUUGGUGAGAAGUCCUUCCGUCGAUCUGUUGUUGGAACUCCAGCAUACCUGGCCCCCGAGGUUCUGCGAAACAGUGGUUACAAUCGCUCCUUAGACAUGUGGUCUGUAGGUGUUAUCAUUUACGUCAGCCUUAGUGGCACAUUCCCGUUUAAUGAAGAUGAGGAUAUAAAUGACCAAAUCCAGAAUGCAGCAUUUAUGUAUCCAAAGAACCCCUGGAACGAAAUUUCAAAUGACGCUAUCGAUCUUAUCAACAGUUUGCUCCAAGUCAAAAUUAGGAAACGGUUCAGUGUUCACAAAGCUUUGAGUCAUCCUUGGAUGCAGGACUUUAACACGUGGCUGGAUCUUCGGGAACUAGAAACCAGAGUUGGGCAGAGGUACAUUACCCACGAGAGUGAUGAUGCCCGUUGGCAGAAAUACGCUAAGGAAUGUGAUAUUUUGUACCCGCAACACUUUGUCAUGGGGCCACAAUAUGAUGAAACUGAAGAGGACGACAUUCAGGAAUAAAGAGACCAGAUUUACAACAUUUUAUAUUUAUUAGGUCCAAGUCUAAAUUGAAUGAAAAUGUUUUUAUGUGCUUGGGAAAUUUUAAGCUGAUUAGAAUGAAACGAGUAUGGCCCCCGAGUGUUUGCAUUAGUGAAAGUGGUGAGAUUUGAAUCCUUUCAAGCUUGUAUGUGGCUAAUAAUGCAGGACCUUUUUAUAAAGAUACCUACUGUUUUUCUGGAAACAAAAUAUUCCUCUGAUUAAUCUUGUUGAUCUAAAUUAAGGUUCUGUCAGUUUUGAAAGGAGUUUUAUUCAAAUAUUUCAGUUUUUUUUUAUAUGUCAGGGGCUAUGGAAAUGAUUUUCCUUCCCCUAAAAAUGGCAAGAAGAGGCACUGCAUGUGACAAUGCUAUCAGUACAUAUGACAAAGCUACAAUACAGUCUGCCAAGCCUUUUAAAUGUUGUACCUCUAAAGAAUAGCAGCUCCAUUGUUUUCUCAGCAGGACGAGUAAUACUAUCCCUGCAGUGGAGAAUAAUCAGAUUUGCUGUUACAUGAAAAUUGUUUAUGUCAUGCUAUAAAAUGUAUGUUUUUUUAUUGUAUAUUUCAAAGAGGCUGUUCUUUCUGGAUUUGAUUAUCUGAUAGUAAGUUGGAACUACUUUAGGGUAGGAGUAGUAGUUAUUUAUCUGUGUAUUCAUGUAUAUAAUUGAAAUAUUUCAAUAUUUUUCAGAAAAUGUUUUGAGAUUUUUAUGUUUAUAUCUUGAAAUUAAAAUUAUUUAUCUCACAUAGUUUU